Messenger RNA from Oncorhynchus kisutch (coho salmon), 6883 nucleotides. RefSeq names its product myosin VIIA and Rab interacting protein b (gene myripb). Lineage: Eukaryota; Metazoa; Chordata; Actinopteri; Salmoniformes; Salmonidae. Gene Ontology annotation, cellular component: cortical actin cytoskeleton. The coding region runs from base 598 to 3756 and encodes 1052 amino acids. Gene Ontology annotation, biological process: intracellular protein transport. The record is from RefSeq and is a predicted model, not a curated record. Gene Ontology annotation, molecular function: small GTPase binding; actin binding; myosin binding. The transcript has 15 exons.
UAUGAAUGAACGCACCGCGCGAGUUAAUUCUGCGGUAGCAGGGCUCGCGCUGCCUCCUCGAGUACCGGUGUCGGCUUGAGGCUCUCUGAUUGGCUAUCUCACAGCAUGCCCAGGUGCUGACAAGAGGAUGGAAUCAGCAGCUGGAUCUCACCGCGUUGCAUGACAGGGACACCAAGAACAAGGUGCGCCUGGCUAUCUUUCCAGUUUUAUGCUACCCAGAUAUUUUUUUGAAAUUGGCAGGAGAAUCAUCAACACAAGGAGAACAAUUAUACGUAAAGUCUCACCUCAGCGGGUCUGCGCCCUCUCACUGUAAUCCAAACCUCGUGACUCUUCUACGGUCCCUGCUGCAACCGCUGCGUAGGGAAAAUAACCCGAAGGCAAGGCAGUCAAAGUAUCUGAGAGACAUAUGUGGAGGAAGUUUACCCUUGUACACGUAUCUGAACGCAUCCUCCCACGUUGUGUGUCUGGGAGAGCGCUCUGUUUGGAGUCUGUAGCUGGCAGUCAUCCGGCGCCCAUUGAUCUCGUGGUUGUCCCUGCCCCGGCCUCCCGAGUGCCCCCCUGCAGCAGUACUCCGUGGCGUUGGCAAGGCCAGGAGAGAUGGGGCGCAAGCUGGACCUGUCGGGCUUGACGGACAAUGAGGCAGAGCACGUGCUGAAGGUGGUGCAGAGGGACAUGAAGCUGAGGAAGAAGGAGGAGGACAGGCUCAGUGAGAUGAAGCAGGAGCUGGCGGAGGAAGGCAGCAGAUGCUCCGUCCUCUCCAAGCAGCCCCGCUUCAACGAGCGCUGCUGCAUCCGCUGCUGUUCUCCCUUCACCUUCCUGGUCAACCCCAAGCGCCCGUGUCUGGACUGCCAGUACAACGUCUGCAAGUCCUGCCGCACCUACAGCAAGCUGGAGAAAGCCUGGCUCUGCGCCGCUUGCCAGAAGACCAGGAUAUUGAGGACCCAGUCUCUGGAAUGGUAUUAUAACAACUUGAAGAGCCGCUUCAAGAGGUUCGGCAGUGCCAAGGUUCUGAAGACGCUCUACAGGAAUCACAUAGUGGAGAGAGGAGGCAAUUCAGAUCUACCAGAAAGCAGUGUUCACGACGGAAGCAAUGGCAACGAUGGCAGCGUGUGUGGCAGUGACUCCACCUUCUACAGGCAGAGUGAAGGACACAGCAUGGCAGAGACCCUCACUGUUGCCCUGCGUGUUGCUGAGGAGGCCAUAGAGGAAGCCAUCGCCAAGGCAGAGGAAUUUACUGACAGCUUGGAGAAGCAGAAUGAGGCUCGCUACCUACGGGACCACAAAGAGGAGCUUAUAGAGGAACUUGCCACGACCAUCGUACAAAAAGUACGUCUAGAGUCUGGUGUGGAGUUUUCGGUCACAUCUAACAUUGCCCUCUCUCUCUCGCUCUUGCUCCGCUCCUCUCCUUUCCUCUCCCAGAUCAUCCAGAGGAGGAAGCGUUCAGAGAUGCAGACAGAGUAUGACUUUGUUUGGCCCCAGAGCCAGGGCCAGCCCCAGGGCAGUGAGAUGUCCUCCACCAGCCAGCCCCCUCACAGCACCCUGGCCCAGGCCAACCAGGCCCACCUCAAGAGUUCCUAUUCCCUCUGGAGGUCGCGGUCUGCGUUCUCCCUGACCAGUGACGAUUCUCCAGAGAAGAACACCGAGGCACUAGUAGGGGCGGGGGGAGGUGAAGGGGUACAGGACUACGCCUCUCUGAAGAAGGAGACCGCUAGGGCCUCCUCACUGCCCAGCUGGAAGAGUGUGGACCGCCUGGACAACUCCAGUGCGUCCUCGGUGCUGCAGAGCCCGGACGGUAACUGGAUCGCUCUGCAGAGCUCUCAGCACUCCCGUCCCAGCCUGCUGACCAAGAGAAAGUCUCUGGUGUUCAGCGUCCUGGAGAAGGAGUCCGAUGUGGUCUCGGCCUACGACGAGAUGGGCCCCGAAUCCGACCAGGAGGACGACAAGGGGGGCUGGGGGGCCGCACUCCGCCAGUUCCAAGGGAAACUCUCCGACGAGACGUACUACACGGACUCUCAGCACGACCCUGAGUGGACGUACACACCGGUCCACCUCCCGGUCACCUCGCCCUCCUCGGGCCAGUACACCAACACAGAGACCCUCAACUCUGACUCAGAGUGUUCCUCUGUACCCCCCACCCGACCCGGCAAACCCCUCCAGAACGUAAUGAAGAAGACAGGCCCUAACCAGGACCCGUAUCUUCAUCCCCAGCAAGCUCAGUACCACCAUCAUCAGCAUCAACACCAGAACCUCCCUUUGUACUCGCUCCACCCGGAGGCGCUGGAUGUGAACUUUAACCCCAAGGUGACGGGGGACAGUGGGCAAAGCAACCACGUCAGGAGGUCGCGGAGACGCAGGAAGAGCAAGAGGGAGCUGGCGGGGAACCAGGCCCACGCACAGACACACACACAACCCCUUUAUUCGUCAUCUGCACAGGAGAACAGUUUCCUGCUGAACGCCCUGCUGAAGAGUGGCAUGAGUGAGGAGAUGCCUGGGCCUGACGUGGGGCCCGUGCCCGAGAUCUCCUCUGCGGUCAUGACCCCCGAGCCCAAGAACCAGGACACUGUGGCCCCUAACUCUGCGGCCCCCAGCUCCCCUAACUGCAUGGCCCCUGCCCCUGGCCCCCUGUCCCCCAGCAGCUCUGGGCCCGGCUCGGGAGACACACUGGAGCAGGAGCUCUACUCCAAACUGGGCCAGCUGGUUGGACGAGCCAGCAGCGAGGAAGCAGCGAGCUCGUCCGAGGAUGAGCCAAUCAAAAGUCCCGUAAAGAGAGACAGAGAAAGUGACAGACAGAAAGAGAAGCUGAGGCAGAUUGAGAGAGAGCGAGAUCCCCAGGGACAAAGUGAGAGACAGAGCAGUAAAAGUAGGGAUAGGACGAAGCGAGAGACGUCGGAGUCAGUGAACGGGCUGGAACUGAAAAAGAGAGAGCGACUAAGGGAAAGUCUGACAUUGAGACAGGAGGAGAGAGUGAAGGAGAGGAGGUUGGAGAGAGGAGGAAAGAGUUUGGAAGAGAAAGUAGAUGGCAGGGAAAAUAAGACAGUGGAGAAGAACAGGCAAAGUAAGAGACUACAGAGAAAAGAGGUGGACAGAGAGACCGAAAGAAAGGGGGAAGAAGUGGAAGACCGAAACCAAAAGACAGGAUCCACCCCCUCCUCGCCUGCAAUUACCCCAUCUAUCCAGGAAGGGGUGCUGUGUGACGGACAGAAGUACUCGGCCGCAUCGCUAUGCAGUAUCACCACAGAGGUACUGAAGGUGCUCAACGCCACAGAGGAACUGAUUGGUGAGGCGGGGGGCGAUAGUGUCACCCCCUCUGAGUGCAUGAGCGCGUCUGAGUCCUUCCUCAGCAACUUAGAGACCAGGAAGCUGGACCAGAAACUCACCAAGAUGGAGGAAAACGUGUACAUGGCUGCGGGGGCGGUGUAUGGCCUGGAGGGGGCACUGGGGGACCUGGAGAAGGUGGCCCGAGGCAUCAGCAGUGGCACCUCAGACAGAGACCUGGCCUUCCUGGAGGACCAGGUGGCCACUGCUGCCGCCCAGGUGCAGCAGUCUGAGCUCCAGGUAUCAGACAUCGAGGAGAGGAUAUUAUCUCUAAAAACAGCUGGACUGAAUGUCACCGCCUGCAAUCGUUUCUCCAACUUCUCCAAGCCAAAACCUACGCCUCAAACCCUUGACACAUCACGCCAACAGAGGAGAAAACUACCUGCCCCUCCGGUCAAAGAUAAGGAGCCUGAGCAGCAGGUAACAGCACUUCAUCCGUAGCUACAGACAGAAAGCACAAAGAGUCCCUCAGGGGCCCCGCGCGGUCUCUCCACUCCAGUGCCUUGAUCCAGCGUCUGCCUUGGGCUAUGCAGGGGCCAACACCUGCCCUGUGCACCCCACCCAGCGCUCUCCUCAGCCAGGCACGGCCCCAUCCAGUCACCCCCUGAAUAUCUCCAGACCCCCUUCCCUGCCUCCCCCAGCCCAGGACUGACUCAUUCAACCCCUGUCCCAACCUACUCCAUCAGCCCCCUGGGCCUCAUUCACUGUAAUUACCACACCACAACGCUCACAACAGGGUGGAUUGAUAGACGACGUGUCUCUGCCUUAAAAUCAGCGAACGAACACUCCUCGCCGAGACAACUCACUGUCCUACUGUCAAAAGAAGACCUAACUUCAAAGUCCUUGUACAGAAAAUAAGAAAACCUCUGUCAGUCUUUCUUUCUUCUUCUAACUGUUUGCAAGGGUGUUGUAGGUGUUUGAAGAUGUGAAAAACCAUGUGAAAACGUCUGUGAUGAAUGUCCCAAAAGAGGCUGAACCAUGUUUUAUAUUACGUUGUCGUUUCUCUCACUGAUGAAAUGUCAUGAUGAAUUGCCGAGCACCUACAGAACCUGUUCAAUGUUGUUGUUGUAUUAUCAUUUCUGUGUACAGACUCAAAACGUAAUCCUUUUCCUUGAACUAGCAGAUACCAAUCCUCAUUCACGACGCUCUGGUCUGACGCGUUUUUUCGAAUUUUCGAUGAGAGGUUCCACUUUAAGAAACAUCUGGCGUCCUCUCCUGUUUCUUUAAUGAAUCAUUGACAUGAAGUGUAACCAGAUAAACACACCUCAAUCUUUUCACAGUGGCGAUUUUGAGACGGGCUCGUUACUCUAGCGCGUAAGUUACCGUGUUUAGAGAAAGAUUCACUACACUCGGCCCACACAAUGACAGUUUAUGUAAUGUCUGUUUUGUAAGGCCAAAAUAACCUAUUUAGUUACAUGAACAAAUAAAGAAACGUUUAUCACACAAAUGGUCUACCUAUUAUAUAAAGUAUAUGUAAAGCAUUUAGGAACCGAAAGAAGCCCGACAUUAGAAUAAAUGGACACGUUUCUUAACCAAACAAAAACAUCUCUGUAUGACAACUUUACCGUUCUUCUUUUUUUGGAAUGAAUAUGCUUCAUUCUACAGCUAGGAGGACUCCUGAUAUCUCCAGGAGUAAUACAUCACAUGUGUGUCUUUAUCUGUUGUCUAGUACUGUCUUUUUGCUAGCUAGGGCCAUCUACUUGAUAUCUGUCUUCCCAGUAGCAUACUUGGGUGUGUGAACUGCUGACUGUUCAUAACUUGCAGAUGAUGGUUGACACAUUAACUAGGAUUAAAGGACAGGGCAAUUUGUGCGUGAACUAAUACUCACACUUGGAUUUCUUUUCCUACUAGCACUGACAUUGCUGAUAGCUACUUUAUUGAGGAAAAAUACAUGUACUAUGACUGAGAUAUUUGGCUGUCCCAACUAGCUAUCUGAAGAUCAAUGCACUUAACUGUAGGUGUCUCUGGAUAAGAGCGUCUGCUAGAUGACAACAACGUCAAAUGGCUUUUUUUGCUUGUUAUUUUUAUGUUUCAUUUGUUUCCGCUUUGUGGCCUUUAUUUGGCAUACAUUUUGAUUUCUCUCCUGUGCUCUAUGGCUCCAAUAAUUCAUUGUGCGUUGUGUUAAAUAUCUUGUAAAGAUUUAUACAUAAUGAAGUCUACUGGGCUUUAUGACAAAAUGCCAUGAAAAGCAUGAUUUUAUUUUUGUACUUUUGAAGAUUGUUAUUACGCAGUUCUUUUCACUAAAACAAAGUGGGGCGGAAACCGGCCUAGGCUUUAUUCUCCUCCUCUGAAAGGUUUUCUCAUCAGUUAAGUCUGAAACCGUGUCAUGUUUCCUUCUUCAAAGUGCUUUACAUGUAUGCCUGCAUUAAUUGUCGGAAAAUGUGUGAUUUUAAUGGGAAUGAUGGUAUUCAUAUUCAUGAUAACGUGGGAGAUGUGAUAAAUAGCAGUUGAUGCAGUGUCUGGUAUUACUCCAAUGACCGGGGUGAGAGUCUGGAAUGCCAGGCCUGUUUUUUAUCAGCGUCUCAGAGUAGGAGUGCUGAUCUAGGAUGAGGCUUUCCCUGUCCAUGUAACCAUAUUCAUUGUGAUCUACAACACAAAAUGUAUCCUAGAUCAGCACUUCUACUCUUGAGAUACUCUGAGAGGCCCUGGUCUUUAUAUUGAAAAGAUCAGAUAGUAUAUUAAUAUAGAGGAGAUGAAAUACAGUGUUGAGGAAUUAUGUUCCUUAGUAAUUACAGGUAAAAUAGUAUGACGUUUGCGCUGGUUCAGGUUGUUACGUGCAGCUUGACCUUUCUUCAAGCCGCACCUAUCAGGUGUAGUCCUGUUGUGGCUCAGUUGGUAGAGCAUGACACUUGCAAUGCUAGGGUUGUGGGUUCAAUUCCCACGUGGGACCAGUAUGAAGUUGCUCUGGAUAAGAGCGUCUAAUAAACGACAAUAAGAAUAAUAUGUAACGCCCUGUACCGGAGCUAGUGACACAGGUUAUUCCCAUACCUAUGGACUUCUCUUAUAUUAUAUUUGAACACUGUCCACUGGUAAGUCCUUCCAUCCAUCCUAUGAUCCCAUUUAGCAGGUUAUGCAUAUCGUUUCCUGUAUGUCGUCGUUGUUCCUGGAUGUGUGUUGUGUAUCAACGCAUGUUUCUGGUUUUAAAUAGAUGUACAAAAUUCGAGAAGCACAGCCAAGGGGUUCAUUAUUAUCAAUGUCCUGUAUUUUUCUAUUGUAAAAAAUAUAUUUUAUCUCACCUCCUAAUUUGUUUAUAUAUAUAUAUAUAUAUCCAUAUAUAUGUAUAAAAAAAAAAUGGAUAUGACAUAAGAUAAUUGCCCAAUCAUAAACUUGAUCCUUCUGUGUUGUCUGCGGGAGGCAGCCAGCUGUCUAUGUUCCUAGGCCGCAGUGAAGUUCACUUUGCACACCUCUGAUGGACUAUUCACUCAUAUGUGCAAUCGUUUGUUGCAGUCCAUAUCAUGUGUCGGGGAAAAAUAUUAAGAGGCAAAAAAUACAGAUUCUCUAUGUGCCAAAUUGCUCUGAUUGAGAAAAAGUGUAAUACUGAUUGAAUAAAGUUUGCACCUGAAUGACC